AUGGAAUAUUGAAAGAAACCUAACUAUUUAGAUUUUUUAAAACCAAGAGGAAAACUAUGGAACACACCUUUUUUCAGAGAUCUGUCAAAUGAAAGGAAGCAAGAAAAUAAAGCUGAGUCUAAUUCAUAUAGAAAUAAGCAUAAACCGUCACAUAGGCAAGCUGAGUCAGAAGUAUUAGAUGAGCUUAAAAAUUUGAUUGAAAAAAGUUUCAUUGAAAAAUCAUCGCAAAAAAAAGACCUAACUCCCCCCCCCCCCCUCCGUGAGCGAACAAAACCAUUAGAAAAAUCGCCAUUUUUUGACCAAAAACCCCCCUCCGUGAGUGAACAAAAAUUUUUUUAAUAGAAAAAAUUUUAAUGGAAAAAAAUUUUGAUAUAUAAGUGAUAAUUAGUAUAAUGAAAUCUAGAGCUAAUUCUGUUUAAUUUUAAACAAAUUGCGUUUUAAAACAUAAAUUUUGCAAAUUAAAUUAAUAUUUGCUUUCCCAAUUUUUGCAAAUUAGGAUUUUUUUAAAUUUCGAAAAAAAAUAUUUUUUAUAAAAUUUAUAUAUAAAUUUUUUUUAAAAAAAAAAAUUAACCCCCCUCCGUGAGCGAACAAAAUUUUUUUUGUUCGCUCACGGAGGGGGGGGGGGGAGUAAAAAAAACCGAUUAAUAAACGUUGUAACUCGGAAACGAAAUUUUCGAGUAGGUUCCCUGAAAUCUACCAAGAAAAUGAGGUGAGAUCUUAUAUUUACAAAAAACGUCCGAAAAGAAAGUCUCCUAAGCUAAUUAUAUCCAAUAGAAACCCAACUCCAAGGACUUUUCUAUCGAAUCCUGUUGAGUUUCCGAAAUCUCGACCAUUUAUGAGAAUGAUUUCAAACACAAAAAUGCCUCAUUCUUCAAGGAAUGAAGGCUCGAUGAGUGUAAAAAGACUUGAUCUAACAAAACCGAAAAAUAGAGUAAUAUCAAUUCUCCCGCAAAAGAAAAGAAACCAAAGUGUCGCAAAAAUUGAAAUAAAUUUAUUCCCAAAGAAAAUUGAGGCACAAAAUGAGCUCCAGUCAUUUGAUGAUAGUUUUAGUUCCUCAUCAGAGAGUUCAUAUAUGGAAACACAUUUAUCGCCUAAGAUUAAUAUAUAA
Messenger RNA from Blepharisma stoltei, 1108 nucleotides. The record is from the annotation of a GenBank genome assembly. NCBI's taxonomy places the organism in Eukaryota, Ciliophora, Heterotrichea, Heterotrichida, Blepharismidae.